Molecule: messenger RNA, 930 nt
Organism: Eremomyces bilateralis CBS 781.70
Lineage: Eukaryota; Fungi; Ascomycota; Dothideomycetes; Eremomycetales; Eremomycetaceae
Exons: 2
Coding region: 95-823 (242 amino acids)
Source: RefSeq, a predicted model, not a curated record
AGAAUCAUGAGCAUGUAUGGUUCCCCAAAUCUUGAUAUCUAGGACCGCAUAUUGACGAGAGAAGGACGCCAAUCACAUAACCGCCGACUCGACAAUGCACGACGCUGUGCAAAACCCCGAUGUCUCCAUGACCGCCAGCCAGGAAGGACCAAACACGCAGCAAACCCAAUCAUUUUCGUCCUUGAUAGACUAUAAUCCGCACGUGGAUCCGGCCAACACGGCAGAAACGUCACCGAAAGCUCUUGAAGAAGCAAAUUCUCCCUCAUCCAGCUCGAGAGCCGAGACCCUACGUCUGCGACUUAAAGUCGCAUUGUACAAAGUCCGAACCGACCAGAUGAAUGUGCCAUUCCAUUCCCUAGAACUGUCAUCCGGCGAUACCCCCAUGGACACCUCGAACGCAAGCGAGAGCCCUCCCGACAAAGAGUCCCUUAGGCAAUCCCCUACAGCCAGUCCAAAGCACCCCCGAAACACAUCGAAGUCACCCGCCCUUAACCCGUCCCCCGCCCGCUCAACCUCCUAUCCAACCACCAACCUCCCUCCCGCCCCCAUCCCCAAACUCCUCCCCGCCCCCGUCCUCAUCCCCACCUCCUAUUCCUCCCGCCACAUCUACGCACCCCACUACCACGCCAACCGUACGCCCGCGUCGUCCCCUCCCCGCGCGAUCCUGUCCCCCGAGCGCUCGCUCCCGAGUAUGACGCCGGCGAAGUCGCCGACGAAGAAGUUGGUGGAUGAGCGGGAGUUGACGAGCAGCGUGGUGAAGGGGCGGGCGGCGACGGGGUUGUUGGAGUUGCGGGGGAGUGGUGCGGGGGAGGUGGUGGAGUGAUGGGAGAAGACGGAGAUAUCGCAUCUUAAUUGGCGUUUGGAUGGGAUGGAAAGGUGUAGCCUACUCGCAUAGCGCGCAUUUUGUUGGAGUACAUGUAUCGGAGCACU